Messenger RNA from Micromonas commoda, 1548 nucleotides. RefSeq lists its product with no specific name. The transcript has 3 exons. The coding region runs from base 1 to 1548 and encodes 515 amino acids. Lineage: Eukaryota; Viridiplantae; Chlorophyta; Mamiellophyceae; Mamiellales; Mamiellaceae. The record is from RefSeq and is a predicted model, not a curated record.
AUGAAGUUUACGCCCGUCAACCUCUCCGAUGAUGCGGUGUGGGACGCGGAGGGCCUCCGCGAUCCAUUCACCUUGGUCCUCGGGCACUUUGAGACCCUUUCUUUAGGGCUUGACGGGGUCCUCCGAGCUCUUCAAAACCGCUCGGACGGCGUCGUCAGACUGAAGUCGCGUGUUUGGGGCCUGUUAAACACCGCGCUCGGGCCCGCGGCUUUCUCCCGGAUGGUGGUCGCGAACAUCGUCCCGUUCUCCGGCCACCACGACACGGGGAAGGAGAUGUGGCUCGGCUUCCCACCCUUCGCUGAGGCCUUGGUGAAUAGGCUGUUCUUGUGUGCCUUGAACUGCCUGGGGCCACCGGAAAAGGUAGCCGGCUUCGGCCUUCCGGUGAAAACCUGGCUCGGGGACAACGUCGGCGACGGCGCCGCGGACUCCCCGAGGCCGCUCUGGCCGGGAGAGGAGAUCUCCGUCGGGCCCAAGUGUGUGCAUCUCUGCCUCUUCACUCAGGCCCGCUGGAGAAACCUCGCGCUGAGGCGCCCGAGCUGGUUCAAGCUCUUUGGUGAGUUUGUAACUUACCUCGGCGGGGAGGGCGAGGCGGCGGCGCAGCAGCUCAUCGCCGCGCUGUCCAAGGACGCGGGCGUCGACUACGACCCCGAGUACGCGCAGAGGAUGGAGGAUUGGCAGAAGGAGAGGCUGUCAAAGUACGGCUUCUACGGCUCCGAGUGGUCCCCUCGGCGGACCCGCUACUUCAGAAACUAUCAGUCCAUGUGGGGCUGUCGCGUCGACAAGAAGGUCAAGGAGGCGCGGAUUGAGCACCUGAGACAGUUCGGUGCCUGGGGACUGCAGAUCUCGGCUAAGGUGAUCGAGGCGCGGAAGGCCAAGCUCAGCGCCUCGGUGAGGCGCCACUGGGACGACCCCGAGCUCGGCGCGAACCGCAGGCUGGCGCAGAGCGAGGAGAGCAAGGAGUGGUGGGACGACCCAGAUUUCGGCGGGUCCAGAAAAGAGGCCACCGGCUUGUCCAUGUACAAGGCGUCCGCGGCAAAGAGAGGGAUCGAGGAUGAACCGAUCUGCCUCCCGGCCGGGACGCGCUGCGCAUGCGGCAAGACGAUCACUCGCAACGUGAUUGUCGGCCUGGCAGUGAGGAAAACCCGGGGUAGGGCGCACCCGAAGAUUUCGUUUGCGUGCCCUCAUCACGCACCCGGCAAGACAGUCAACGUUGCCUUGACAUCGGCUGCGGAACGCGCCAAGGUGAUCGACACGGUUCCCGACGACGGGGGACCCAAGCUGGAGGCGGCGAUCGUGAUGAGGUUGCAGCUCAUUGUUGAGCGCUACAACCGAGCGGGCGUUGCAGCGCACGGCGACGAGUUCGAGAAGUUGGUCCUCAAGGAGCGCCACCUUUCUACGAAGAUAUCUGCGACCGGCGGGUCCAGGUCGUCCACCGGCGGAUCCGGCAAGAAGCGCCCGCGCGGGAUGGACAACGAUGAGGACCCGCGCCGGAACGGGCGCAUCCGCAACCUGCCCGCGCCCAUCUACACCACCUUUGAGCGCGACUGA